AUGGGACAACAGGAGCAACAUGAUCAAGAGGAUGCACCUUCCGAAGUUGUGGGGAGAAAGCUCAAGCGUCAUGACUCUCUUGACAUUGAAUCAGCCAAGCUUUCCACCUCCAAGGUUACCUCCAAGGGAGGGUCGUGGUGGGUGAUAAUGCAAUUGGCAUUCCAGAGCAUAGGGGUGGUGUACGGGGACAUUGGCACCUCACCGCUCUACGUGCUCGCUAGCACCUUUCCCGACGGCAUCAACCAUAGGGACGAUCUCAUCGGGGUUCUCUCUAUCAUCUUCUACACCAUCACCCUCCUCACCCUCCUCAAGUACGUCUUUAUCGUCCUGCACGCUAAUGACAAUGGUGACGGAGGGACAUUUGCCCUAUACUCACUAAUAUGUAGAUAUGCGAAGGUGGGGUUAAUCCCAAGUGUUCAGGCAGAGGACAGGGAAGUGUCAAGUUAUGAGUUGGAGAAGCCUAAUAACAAGCUAUGCAGAGCAAACACCUUGAAGUCAAUGCUGGAAAAUAGCCCUUUCGCUAAAUACAUUCUGCUCUUGGCCACAUUGCUUGGCACUUGCAUGGUUAUUGGAGAUGGCAUCCUCACCCCUUGCAUCUCUGUUUUGUCAGCUGUGAAUGGGAUCAAGUAUGCGGCAUCUUCCAUGACAGAAGAGAAUAUUGUUUGGAUAUCAGUUGCAAUCUUGGUCAUUUUAUUUUCAAUUCAAAGAUUUGGAACUGACAAAGUGGGCUACAGUUUUGCUCCAAUAAUAUUGAUUUGGUUCAUAAUGAUUGGUGGUAUUGGCAUCUACAAUUUCGUCAAAUUUGAUCCUUCGGUCAAGAAAGCUUUAAACCCCCUAUGCAUUAUAGAGUAUUUCAAGAGAAACAAGAAACAAGCAUGGAUUUCCCUUGGCGGAAGUGUCCUUGCUAUAACAGGAACUGAAGCUAUGUUUGCUGAUCUCGGUCACUUCAGUGUUCGAUCUGUACAAGUAAGCAUGUGCUCAGUGACAUACCCAGCUGUCAUACUUGCCUAUUUUGGACAAACCUCUUACCUUCUCCAACACCUAGAUGAUGUUUCAGAUGCCUUCUAUAAGUCUAUUCCUGGCCCACUAUAUUGGCCCAUGUUCAUUGUGGCGGUUUUAGCGUCAAUCAUAGCAAGCCAAGCCAUGAUCUCUGGGGCAUUUUCUAUAAUCCAACAAUCCCUCGCUUUAGGGUGCUUCCCUCGUGUGAAGAUUGUGCACACAUCAGUAAAAUAUGAAGGACAAGUUUACAUACCCGAAGUCAACUAUCUUCUUAUGUUGGCUUGUGUUGGGGUCACUGCUGGAUUCAAGAAUACUAUAAAAAUUGGGAAUGCAUAUGGUAUUGCAGUGGUGUUCGUCAUGUCACUCACAUCAUGGUUUCUGGUACUCAUCAUGUUUAUGAUAUGGAAAACAAACAUACUUCUCAUAAUGGCUUAUGUUCUUGUCAUUUGCAGUAUUGAGCUUGUGUACUUGAGCUCAGUCCUCUAUAAAUUUGAUCAAGGAGGGUAUUUACCCUUGGCCUUCGCCUUGUUUCUGAUGACUAUAAUGUAUGUUUGGAACCAUGUGUACCGAAAGAAGUACUACUAUGAAUUUAAUCACAAGAUUUCUCCAGAAAAGCUGAAGGAGAUGAUUGCCAAGACAAGCCUUUGUAGGAUGCCAGGACUAGCCAUUUUUUACUCUGAUCUUGUUCAUGGAGUACCUCCAAUAUUUGAGCAUUAUAUGGAAAACAUACCUGCACUGCACUCUGUCCUAAUUUUUUUCUCUAUCAAAUCACUACCUGUAAGCAAGGUGCCAAUGGAAGAAAGGUUUCUUUUUCGUCGACAGGACCCAAGCAAGUUUAAUGUGUUCCGUUGUGUUAUGAGAUAUGGGUAUACUGAUGUGCAAAAUGAGCAAGAACCCUUUGAAAUAUUGUUAGUAGAAAGAUUGAAGGAGUUCAUAAGAGAUAGUGUCUUGACAUUUCCAAGGGCUAGGAAUGAUGGAGACAAUAUUGGAAAGAAUGGAGAAUUAGACAAUGGGUUGUUUAAUGAUGAUAAUGUGAGAGAUGACGCAACAAAAUCAGAAGAAAAAUUGGAUAGAGAUAUUUUUGAGGUGGAAAAAGCGUCGAAAGCGGGUAUUGUUCACCUUAUUGGUGAGAGCGAGGUGGUUGCAGCAAAAGGAGCAGGGAUGGGAAAGAGGAUUGUGAUAAAUUAUGCUUACAAUUUUUUAAAAAGGAACUUGAGGGAGACUGAGAAAGUGUUUGAUAUUCCUCACAAAAGAAUGCUAAAGGUGGGGGUGACUUAUGAGCUUUAG
This is a messenger RNA of Malania oleifera, 2286 nucleotides long. RefSeq names its product potassium transporter 5-like. Bases 1 to 2286 code for a protein of 761 amino acids. Gene Ontology annotation, cellular component: membrane. The record is from RefSeq and is a predicted model, not a curated record. Gene Ontology annotation, biological process: potassium ion transmembrane transport. The transcript is spliced from 8 exons. Gene Ontology annotation, molecular function: potassium ion transmembrane transporter activity. Lineage: Eukaryota; Viridiplantae; Streptophyta; Magnoliopsida; Santalales; Ximeniaceae.